GCCAGUGAACUAAUCCACCUCGGCUGUACUGUGCUGUUAUACUUGGAGGAACUAACUUGCUGGCAAUGUCUGGUGUCCGGCCUUGCCCCACAUUUUCGCAGCUAAUCAUCUGAAAAGCCUGCAGUCUCCAAUGGUUCUACUCAGUAUAGGAUGGGACUUAUAUUGAACGGAGCGUACCUUGCACUUAUUCUCGCUGUUCAGCUCGCUUAUCUGUUUCAUACUGUGCGAGCAGCCGGCAAGUGUGAUGCAGUGUUUAAAGGGUUCUCGGAUUGCUUGCUGAAGCUGGGAGACAACGUCGCGAACUACCAGCAAGAUAUGGACGACAAGCAGAAUGUUGAAACCAUCUGCUCAUACUGGAACGACUUCCACGCAUGCGCCACGACUGCCAUCGCGGAUUGCCAAGAUGGAGCAACCGAUGUUUGGGAAAAACUCAAAAAAGAUUCCAAAAACCUGGAUUUCGAAGGCAGUUUGUUUGACCUGUGCGAAAGGAAUAACUCUGCAAUAAGCCCCCAGUGUUUCACCUUCGCCGUUUUAACAUUGUCCGUCUUACUGACCUGGAUCCUACUCUAGAGACAUCACACACAACAGAAAAAAAACAGCAUUUUUGCAAACACACGCCGCCCACCCGCCCAUAUAGCGUGUGUGGAAAUGUUGCAAAAAAAAUCAUUUCAGAAUGACAGGACCUUGUGAUUCAUCAGUGACCCAGAAGGUAUUUGCCAGGAGUGGAAACUGUCUCAUGUCUCUUUUCUUUUAAAUUGUUCUUAUUUCGUUUCUUUUCCAUUUAAACACACAAGCGGUUUUGUUUUUGUGUCAUUUGCCAAAAUGUUACCGAGGAGCGUCAACCUUCUUUGAAAACAACAAAACAAAAACUGCAACGAGAACUUAACUCAACAAGAGGAUAUCUCCAACCAGAUGCAGACCAGAACCCCAGAGUUCGGUUCAAAACUCAGGAACGGCCUUUGGGCCAAAAGUUAAAGUUGUUGUGGGUCCUUCGGUGGAUCAGAGAGAGAAAGCAGAAAGCUGGCCACUCUAUUGUGUGAAUCUUGGUGAAUGAACACCUUCGCUGUGUUUCUUACUGCCACCAUCUCGUGCGUAUUGAAGUCUUGUGCUUUUUAUCAUUUUAGAACUCUCAGGGGGAGUGACAAAAAAACUACAGUGACCGCCCCCUUUCCAAAAAUAAUACAAACCGCGAAAAAUUUAGAUCGCCGUGUCCUCCCCUCCCCAACCCCUCUCUCUCCGGAGAAUCGCAAAAAUUGUUUCCUAAUCGUAAAAAAGAUAUCCUCAUUCUCACAAGCUUCUUUUCCUUAUUUUUAGAAUUUUAAAUAUAUAUAUAUAUCUACAAAAUAUAUAUGCUCAUUUAUUUUUGGAUGUCGCGUAGCAGAGUAGAUCACUAAAGGUCUUAAAUGUAUCUCAAACGAAACAGUAUGAGAACCAAUCGUUAUUUUAGAAACAAUAAAAAAAAGAAUUUACUCUCAAAAGCAAACCGGCAAAAAAUAUAGCUACAAAUCCAGAAAUAAAAAUAUAUGUAUGAGUUUUUUUUGUGGUUGAUAUGACAAUGUCGCUUGAUGUUUUGAGCGAAAAUCAGAAACAUAAAAGGGUAUAAGAUGUUAAAACUUGGUAGGAUAUGGUUAUAAAGCUCCUGUUGUACGAUUUGUAUUAAAAUAAUGAAUUUUAAAAAUAUCUAAGGCCCAGAUUGUGGUUGUCAUGCUUGCAGCAUUAGGGCAGAUCAUUUCCUAAUUAAUAAUGUAAGAUUCUCUAACAGUAACCUGGCUACAAUCGAUUGGAAUCGCUCUCAGGUCUCUCAUUUGUAGUCUCCCGGUGCUCUCAGUUUAAAGCAAAUAUAACGGAGAGUAGGGGGGAGUGCGGAAUGAGUGGGGAAAGGAAAACGCCAGAGCAUCGAAUAGAGGAGCCAGUCUGAUAUAAAGCGAGAAAGGUCAAUAGAUGAUUUAUUGGACACAUGCUCCCCACAAAUGGAGCCAGUGGUUCGGGCACUUUCAGAUGAAUUUAUUCGGCGCUCUCGUAGGCGUUUUUGAACGGUUCCCAAAUUGGAUGCUGGCGCUGCACUGUAAUGGGAUAUUUCUCCCUAGCAAAGCCGUUGAAAAUUUAAUGUGCCAGCCAGGAAAAAUCUCCACCAUAAA
Rhincodon typus (whale shark) is the source of this 2138-nucleotide messenger RNA. RefSeq names its product neuritin 1a (gene nrn1a). The transcript has 3 exons. Gene Ontology annotation, biological process: nervous system development; neuron projection extension. NCBI's taxonomy places the organism in Eukaryota, Metazoa, Chordata, Chondrichthyes, Orectolobiformes, Rhincodontidae. Bases 151 to 570 code for a protein of 139 amino acids. The record is from RefSeq and is a predicted model, not a curated record. Gene Ontology annotation, cellular component: plasma membrane.